Messenger RNA from Periconia digitata, 857 nucleotides. The record is from the annotation of a GenBank genome assembly. NCBI's taxonomy places the organism in Eukaryota, Fungi, Ascomycota, Dothideomycetes, Pleosporales, Periconiaceae.
UCGACUUCUCAGCACUAUCCACGCAAAUCGAUUCAUCCAAGAAAUGGCUGUCACUGUGGUCAUCGGCGCUUCCCGUGGUAUUGGGUACCAAUUCAUCAAAACCCUGGCAGCAGAAAAAAACAGCACCGUGAUAGCCACAGCCCGCGACCCCACCGCCCUCCAAGCGAAAGUAAACGCAGACAACAUCUCAAAUACUCAUGUAGUCGAAGCGGACCUCACAUCCUACUCCUCCCUCACCGCAGCCGCAAAAACCACAUCCCCGCUCGUCUCAGGCCAAAUCGACCACCUCGUCAUCAACGGCGCAUACCUCUCCUCAACCGGCGGCAUGAACCCCACCGACUUCGCGCACAACCCAACCCUCUUCCUCGACGAGCUCCACAAGAGCGACCAAGCCAACGUUGCGGGCCCGCUCUUCGCGAUCAACGCGUUCCUGCCGCUGCUCCGCGCCGGAAACGGUAAGAAAGUCACAUAUGUGAGUUCUGGCACCGCGGACGGGCCCGAGACGCUCGCGGUGCAGUUGUCCAACUCUGUGCCGUACUCGACGAGUAAAGCGGGUGGGAACAUUGUUAUUGCGAAGUUUGCGGCGGAGCUGAGGGGGGAGGGGUUUUUGUUUUUGAGUAUUGCGCCUGGAGGGGUGGCGACGGAGACGUUGAUGGAUACUUCGAAAUUUACCGAGGACGAGAAAGCAAAGUUCCAGAGCAUGUUUGCGAGGAUGAUGGAGAAGUAUCCAGAGUGGAAAGGUCCUAUUACUCCUGUGGAGAGCGUUAAGAGGAUUCUUGAUGUGGUGGCGAAUGCAAAGGUUGAGCAGAGUGGGCAGUUUUUGAGCUACUGGGGUAAUACUACUGAAUGGCUGUGAA